Messenger RNA from Trypanosoma cruzi, 1341 nucleotides. Its product is annotated as cysteine desulfurase, putative. The transcript has a single exon. NCBI's taxonomy places the organism in Eukaryota, Euglenozoa, Kinetoplastea, Trypanosomatida, Trypanosomatidae. Bases 1 to 1341 code for a protein of 446 amino acids. Gene Ontology annotation, cellular component: cytosol; mitochondrion. The record is from RefSeq and is a predicted model, not a curated record. Gene Ontology annotation, biological process: [2Fe-2S] cluster assembly. Gene Ontology annotation, molecular function: cysteine desulfurase activity; pyridoxal phosphate binding.
AUGUUUCGUGGAGUUUGUGGCCUGCUUGGAGCGGCGAAGGCAACACCCACGGCUGCUGCCGCGUCCGUUACGAGUACGGCAGCAGCAACCGCGGGCGUAUCUUCUUCCGGAGGCUCAGUGCGAUCAUCCACAUGUGACACACGGCCACUCUACCUGGACUUUCAGGCCACCACGCCGUUAGAUCCACGUGUGCUCGACAGGAUGCUGCCGUAUCUGACGGAACGGUACGGGAAUCCACACAGUCGGACACAUCGUUACGGAUGGACGGCGGAAGAUGCUGUGGAGAAGGCUCGUGCAGAGGUGGCAGAUCUUAUUGGAACCAGCCCCAAGGGAGUUUUCUUUACCAGCGGUGCGACCGAGUCUAAUAACAUCGCCAUCAAGGGUGUGGCAUAUUACAACAAGAGCAAAAAGAAUCACAUAAUAACACUUCAGACGGAGCACAAGUGUGUUUUGGAUUCAUGUCGUUAUUUGGAGAUGGACGGUUUUGAGGUAACGUAUCUUCCGGUGGAAAAAAACGGUCUUGUUAAUCUACAAAAAAUUGAGGAAGCUAUCCGUCCAACAACCGCUCUCGUUUCCUGCAUGUACGUACACAAUGAGAUUGGUGUUAUUCAACCUAUCAGCGAGAUUGGAAAUUUAUGUCGUAAUAAAAAAGUUCUUUUCCACACGGAUGCCGCACAAGCCUUGGGAAAAGUAUCCAUUGAUGUGGAGCGUGAUAAUAUAGACCUUAUGUCUCUUUCCUCCCAUAAAAUUUAUGGGCCAAAGGGAUGUGGUGCUCUUUACAUGCGUCGGCGUCCCCGAGUACGCGUGCGUUCUCCCGUCAGUGGCGGUGGUCAAGAGCGUGGUGUGCGGAGCGGCACUGUGGCGACGGCGCAGGUUGUUGGGAUGGGCGCCGCCUGUGCAAUUGCAAAGGUGGAAAUGGAGCGAGACUCUGCGCACAUUUCACGACUUUCAAAGCGUCUUCUGAAUGGUUUGCAAAGUCGUUUGCCACACAUAACGGUCAAUGGGGACUUGGAAAAACGAUAUCCUGGUAACCUUAACAUCAGUUUUUCCUGUGUUGAAGGCGAGAGUCUUUUGAUGGGAAUGAAGAACGUGGCCGUGUCAAGCGGAAGUGCGUGCACAAGCGCUUCUUUAGAGCCAAGCUACGUUCUCCGGGCGCUUGGCAUUGAUGCGGAAAAUGCGCAUACUUCCAUUCGCUUUGGUAUUGGCCGCUUCACCACUGAAAGGGAGAUUGAUGUGACGAUUGAAGAAUGCGUCCGGAACGUGGAGCGACUGCGUGAGAUGUCGCCCCUGUGGGACCUUCUGCAAGAGGGCAAGAGUCUUGCGGAUGUGGAGUGGCGGUAG